GGCGCCGGCUAACGCAUCGGGCUGCCCGGGCUGCGGCGCCAACGCUUCCGACGGCCCGGUCCCCGUGCCGCGGCUGGUGGACGCCUGGCUGGUGCCGCUCUUCUUCGCCGCGCUGAUGCUGCUCGGCCUGGCAGGGAACUCGCUGGUCAUCUACGUCGUCUGCCGCCACAAACAGAUGCGGACCGUGACCAAUUUCUACAUCGCCAACCUGGCGGCCACCGACGUGAUAUUCUUGCUGUGCUGCGUGCCCCUCACCGCCCUGCUCUAUCCGCUGCCCGCCUGGCUCCUGGGGGACUUCAUGUGCGAGUUCGUCAACUACAUUCAGCAGGUCUCCGUCCAGGCCACGUGCGCCACGCUGACUGCCAUGAGCGUGGACCGCUGGUACGUGACAGUGUUCCCGCUGCGCGCCCUGCACCGCCGCACGCCCCGCCUGGCGCUGGCAGUCUCAGCAUCUGGGUGGGUGGGUUCGGCGGUCGUGUCGGCGCCAGUGCUCGCCCUGCACAGCCUCUCGCCGGGGCCGCGCACCUACUGCAGCGAGGCCUUCCCCAGCCGCGCCCUGGAGCGCGCCUUCGCGCCCGCCAACCUGCUGGCACUCUACCUGCUGCCGCUGCCCGCCACCUGCGCCUGCUACGGCGCCACGCUGCGCCACCUGGGCCGGGCCGCAGUGGGCCCGGCGCCCGCCGACGGCGUCCUGCAGGGGCAGCUGCUGGCGGAGCGCGCGGGCGCGGUGCGGGCCAAGGUCUCGAGGCUAGUGGCCGCGGUGGUUCUGCUGUUCGUCGCCUGCUGGUGCCCCAUCCAGCUGUUCCUGGUGCUGCAGGCGCUGGGCCCGGCGGAUGCCUGCCACCCGCGCAGUUACUCCGCCUACGCGCUCAAGAUCUGGGCACACUGCAUGUCCUACAGUAACUCGGCGCUGAAUCCGCUGCUCUAUGCGUUUCUGGGCUCCCACUUCCGCCAGGCCUUCCGCCGCGUCUGCUCCUGCGCCCCCCGGUGCCCUCGGCGCCCCUGCCGCUCCGGACCCUCGGACCCCGCCCCCCCCCACGCCGAGCUGCACCCCCUGGCGGCCCACCCGGCACCACCCGGCACCCUGAAGCCAGGCAGCAGUGGGCUGGGGGCUCGCAGGCUGUGUGUCCUGGAGCAAGAAGCAGCCCCCUCUAAGUCGACCUGUGGGAAUUAA
Molecule: messenger RNA, 1174 nt
Organism: Trichechus manatus latirostris (Florida manatee)
Lineage: Eukaryota; Metazoa; Chordata; Mammalia; Sirenia; Trichechidae
Gene: KISS1R
Product: KISS1 receptor
Biological process (GO): neuropeptide signaling pathway
Cellular component (GO): plasma membrane
Molecular function (GO): G protein-coupled peptide receptor activity
Source: RefSeq, a predicted model, not a curated record